Nicrophorus vespilloides is the source of this 1400-nucleotide messenger RNA. Its product is annotated as leucine-rich alpha-2-glycoprotein-like. The record is from RefSeq and is a predicted model, not a curated record. Lineage: Eukaryota; Metazoa; Arthropoda; Insecta; Coleoptera; Silphidae. The transcript has 3 exons. Bases 1 to 1356 code for a protein of 451 amino acids. Gene Ontology annotation, molecular function: protein binding. Gene Ontology annotation, cellular component: extracellular matrix.
AUGAUUAAUUUACUGCUCUUAAUAGCGCUCUUGGGCGGCGCCUCCUGCUCGCAGGAUCUCUGCCAGCAGGAAAAAUGCCUGUGCGGAUACAACAUGUACAAGAACACGAAGACACAUUUCAGCAUGGAUUGCUCUGAGAACGAAUUCGAUACUUUACCAAAUAUCAAAGAGAUGCCUGAACAUUUCGAUGAGCUGGACGUGUCGCAGAACAACAUCAAGCUGUUAACGAAAGGUUCUUUUGCUAGCGCAACACUCAAGGUGUUAAUUGCAAAUCAUAAUGAGAUCACUGAAGUUUCUAUGGAAUUCCUGAAGAGGAUUCCGAAUUUGAAGCAUCUAGAUUUGAGUCAUAAUCAUUUGAAGAAAUUGGAUGCUAAGGUGUUCCAAGCGGCGACGAGUUUGCAUCAUCUGGAUCUGAGCUUCAAUAAGUUGAGCACGCUUCAGGAUGGGCUUUUUAAGCCGGUGAAAACGCUGCAGUUCUUGGAUUUGAGUUACAACAAUGUUGGGAGUUAUCUGAUGAAUUUGAAGGAUUUACAUGAUCCGAAACUUGGCAUCACCAAAGAUCUUCCUAACUUGAAGCUGAACCGUUUGAACAUCACCGAUUUACCAACUGAUUUCUUCACCAAUUCGUCGCUCAUCUACUUGAGUUUAGACGAUAAUCGUUUGAAGGAGAUUCCAAAGCUACCUUACACCAUCCAAUACCUCGAUUUAUCCGGAAACCUUUUCACCACUCUCAACGUCAAGCAUCUGAAUUACCACAAGCUGAAGAAGUUGAGGUUGACGAGACUCCCGUUGCUGGAGAAAAUCGAGAAGUACGCUUUCUAUAAUCUGCAGGAUUUGGAGUUCCUUUACAUAGAGAAUUGUCCAAGAUUGAUGGAUUUCAACGAUAUGGCUUUUGGAGCUCUUGUGGAUCACGAAGGGCUCAAACUGAAGAGCAUUUCUUUAGCAGGAAAUGCCCUCAACAGAUUGAACACGACAUAUUACCAUCUCUUCAACGAUCUGGAACGCGUCGAUCUCAGCAACAAUCCGUGGAUAUGUGAUUGCGACAUCUUAUGGUUCAAACUGAUCAAAAACAAAUUGAUGAACAAGAACAGUGUUAGGUGCGCUUUGCCUUCUAAACUGAGGAACAGUUCGAUCCUGACAUUAACCGAAAGGGAUCUGCCCAAAUGCACUGUGGGAUCUGGCUGGAACACGCACAAAGUCUUGGUUUCCAUCAUCGCCGUCUUAUGUGCAAUGUUGGUUGCCAUCGUCGCUUACAUAAUAUACCUGGGCCCUUUCAAAUCUGUCGUUCAAAAUAAGUUUGUUGGAACACAAUCGCCUUACACAGUUGUCGUUCGCGAAGACAUGAUUACCACGUAAUGAUUUAUUGAUAGUUUUUGGAUAAAUAAAAUCGUUUAUAAGAA